Molecule: messenger RNA, 1383 nt
Organism: Glarea lozoyensis ATCC 20868
Lineage: Eukaryota; Fungi; Ascomycota; Leotiomycetes; Helotiales; Helotiaceae
Product: Class I glutamine amidotransferase-like protein
Exons: 3
Coding region: 1-1383 (460 amino acids)
Biological process (GO): L-arginine biosynthetic process; 'de novo' pyrimidine nucleobase biosynthetic process; L-glutamine metabolic process
Cellular component (GO): carbamoyl-phosphate synthase complex; cytoplasm
Molecular function (GO): carbamoyl-phosphate synthase (glutamine-hydrolyzing) activity
Source: RefSeq, a predicted model, not a curated record
AUGUUUGCUCGAUUCGUUAAACAAACGCCUUUUAAGGCCGCCGGUGGCUAUGGACGUAUUGCUCAAGCACGAUUCCUAGCUACGGUUGAGGGAAGUGCUGGACGUGCUAUGCCAGUUACCCGACCAAGGGCCACACCAAUCUCCCACGACCGUGCUACAUUGACACUCAGGGAUGGACCAGUCUUCCACGGCAAAUCUUUUGGAGCUAAGUCCAACAUCUCUGGUGAGGCUGUCUUCACCACCUCCCUUGUCGGAUACCCAGAAUCGAUGACCGACCCCUCAUACCGUGGACAAAUCCUCGUUUUUACCCAACCCCUCAUUGGAAACUAUGGUGUUCCUUCCUCCGCUCGCGAUGAGCACGGACUUUUGAAAUACUUCGAAUCUCCAAACAUUCAGUGUGUUGGUGUUGUGGUUGCGGACUAUGCCGAGAAGUACAGCCAUUGGACUGCUGUCGAGAGUUUGAGCGAGUGGUGUGCCCGUGAAGGAGUACCAGCUAUUUCAGGUGUUGACACUCGUGCGAUUGUAACAUACUUGCGAGAGGAGGGUUCUUCAUUGGCCCGAAUCACAAUUGGAGAAGAGUACGAUGCAGAUCAGGAUGAGGCUUUCAUUGACCCUGAGCAAAUCAACUUGGUCAAAAAAGUCAGCACAAAGGCACCAUUCCACGUCAGCUCGCAGAAUGGAGAUAUGCACGUUGCAGUCAUCGAUUGUGGUGUCAAGGAGAACAUCUUGAGAAGUUUGGUCGCUCGAGGUGCAAGUGUCACUGUUUUCCCAUACGCUUUCCCUAUUCACAAGGUCGCUCACCACUUCGACGGUGUUUUCAUUUCCAACGGACCAGGUGAUCCAACUCAUUGCCAAGAGACUGUUUAUCACUUGGGUCGUUUGAUGGAGACAUCUCAGGUACCAGUUAUGGGUAUCUGUCUCGGUCAUCAAUUGCUCGCUCUGGCUGCCGGUGCUCGAACAAUCAAGCUCAAGUAUGGUAACCGUGCGCACAACAUUCCUGCUUUGGAUUUGACUACUGGUCAAUGCCACAUCACCAGUCAGAAUCACGGUUAUGCUGUUGAUACUCCAACUCUCCCUGCUGAAUUUAAGGAGUACUUUGUCAACUUGAAUGAUGGAUCCAACGAGGGUAUGAUUCACAAGACUCGACCAAUCUUCUCUACACAAUUCCACCCAGAAGCCAAGGGAGGACCAAUGGACUCGUCAUUCCUUUUCGACAUGUACAUUGAAAACGUCAAGCGUUACAAAGAGAACCAAGCAAUCCACCCAACCGGCAAGGAUAACCGUCCUUCACCACUUCUUGUUGACAUCUUGUCCAAGGAACGUGUUGGUGUGCAUCCAGCUCAGCCAGCUGAGAACUUGGCUCAAGCUGCUGCUGCGGCUUAG